Messenger RNA from Erigeron canadensis, 1158 nucleotides. RefSeq names its product 14-3-3 protein 7-like. Bases 1 to 1158 code for a protein of 385 amino acids. Gene Ontology annotation, cellular component: cytoplasm. Gene Ontology annotation, biological process: signal transduction. The transcript has 9 exons. NCBI's taxonomy places the organism in Eukaryota, Viridiplantae, Streptophyta, Magnoliopsida, Asterales, Asteraceae. The record is from RefSeq and is a predicted model, not a curated record.
AUGGAUAUACAAAGAGAACGAGAUCGCCAUGUCUACUUGGCUAAAAUCGCAGAACGAGCUAGGAGAUUUGACGAUAUGGUAAAGGAGAUGAAUUCUGUAGCAAUGUUAAAUGUGGAAUUAACUGUGGAUGAGAGAAACUUGUUGUUUCUUGGAUAUAAAAAUGUUACUGGAGAAAAACGAGCAUCAUGGAGGACAAUGCGUGUUAUUGAACAUAACGAAUUGGUUGCUGGUCAUGAGCAAAAGGCGAAAAAGAUUCAGGAUUAUGUGAAGAAGAUUGAACAUGAACUUACGACGAUAUGCAAUGACCUUCUCUCAUUGAUUGAUCACCAUUUACUCCCAUCAUCAAAGAAUGGCGUAUCUGCAGUAUUUCUUCAUAAGAUGAAGGGUGAUUGUUUCCGUUAUUUAGCUGAAAUAAAAGUUGUGGAUGAUGAUCGUAUUGAAGAUGCAUUGCAGGCGCUUGAAGCUUACGAGACUGCGACUACCAUUGCCACAUUGCACACGUCAUCAGCCCUGUUACCUACUCAUCCACUCAGGCUUGGCUUGGCUUUGAACUUCUCAGUUUUUCAAUAUCAGAUAAUGAACUCUCGUGAAAGGGCUUUUCGUAUGGCUAAACGGGCUUACGAUGAUGCUGUUGCUGAGCUUAAAUUCCUUGGUGAAGCAUCGUACGAGGAGAGCACUCAUAUUUUGCAUCUCAUUAGGGACAACCUUACUCGCUGGUCAGCUGAGGUUAAAGAAGGGGAUGAGCGUACUGAAUUUGCAUCACAAUCACUCAAAGCUUAUGAGGAAGCUACUGAGUUAGCCAUGUCAGCUCUGUCACCUAGUGAUCCAGACAAACUUUGCUUGUCUAUGAACUACUCGGUCUUGCACUAUGAUAUACUGAAAGACCGUGAAAGGGCCUACAACAUAGCUGAACUGGCCUAUGGUGAUGCUGUCGAUGAACUUGAUCUCCGCGGUAUACCAUUCUAUGAGGCCAUGACACCUGCUGAACAGGCCAAAAGAGAUGCUGUUACCCGUUAUCUGAAGCAACUUAAGGAAAAUCUUGAUUUUUGGUCAGUUAUUGCAGAAGAGGAAGUGUAUGACUGCAUAAGAAAGCAGCAUAACGACAUUCCAGGGGCUGAAAUACAAUUGUGUGAAGCGGUUUUAGAGCAAUACAAUUGA